This is a messenger RNA of Oryza brachyantha (malo sina), 2835 nucleotides long. RefSeq names its product ABC transporter B family member 25, mitochondrial. The record is from RefSeq and is a predicted model, not a curated record. Gene Ontology annotation, biological process: transmembrane transport; intracellular iron ion homeostasis. Lineage: Eukaryota; Viridiplantae; Streptophyta; Magnoliopsida; Poales; Poaceae. Gene Ontology annotation, cellular component: mitochondrial inner membrane. The transcript is spliced from 20 exons. Bases 72 to 2300 code for a protein of 742 amino acids. Gene Ontology annotation, molecular function: ABC-type transporter activity; ATP binding; ATP hydrolysis activity.
UUUCUCUUCCCGGGGUUGGUAGUCGCCUCCUCCGUCCACAAUCGGCAUCCCCGUCGCCGGCGAGCACCACCAUGCGGCCUUCCUGCCGCGUACUCGCGGCGGCGACCCGCCACCUCCUCCGAGGCUCGCGCUUUGACCCCCUGCCUGCCACCGCCGCCGCUCCCGUGUUCCGGCAUCUCGACGAAGCGAAUGGGCCACCCCAUCCCGUGCUGAAGCCUCUCCGUAGCCCUCUCGUCGGAGGCGGCUGCGGCUCCGAGCAAAAUGGUAGGGUUUUCCCCGGGGAAUAUGCCCCCCUUGGUCUCCGCGGCUGCUUCCUGUCAGACUCCGCCUACCAGCCGCGCUGGACGUGUCCUCCCCGCGACGUGAGAUGGCAUGCAUUCUCCACAUCCGCCAAUGCUAUGGCAGCUGUAAAGUCAUCUGAAGACAAGGUGCAGAAAGAUGUCUCGAAAAAGGACGUUGAUGAUCAGAUAGCAGAUACGCAGAUACUGAAAAACCUUGGGAAGUACUUAUUGUUGAAUGAUAGCCCAGAUUUCCGCUUCAGGCUUGUGUUGUCGUUGGGACUCUUAGUUGGUGCGAAGGUUAUAAAUGUUCAAGUACCUUUCUUGUUUAAGCUUGCUGUCGAUUGGCUUGCAGCCCUUGCUGGUGCUGAAACUUCACUUGCAUCAUUCACAGAUGCUAAUGUCACCCUAUUGGCUCUCUUUGCAAGCCCGGCAGCUGUUUUGAUUGGAUAUGGAAUUGCACGAUCAGGAGUAUCGGCCUGUACAGAAUUGCGAAAUGCCGUCUUCUCUAAAGUGACACUGACAGCCAUCCGUUCAGUCUCUAGAAUGGUAUUUCUUCACUUGCAUGAGCUUGAUCUUCGUUAUCAUCUCUGCCGGCAAACUGGUGCCCUAAAUCGCAUAAUCGAUCGAGGCAGCCGUGCGAUAAAUUACAUCCUUACAGUGAUGGUGUUCAAUGUUGUUCCCACGAUACUAGAGAUUGGUAUGGUGUCAAGUAUACUUGCGUACAAAUUUGGUUCUAGUUUUGCUUGGAUUACUUCAGUUUCAGUUGCUGCUUAUGUUGCUUUCACUUUGGCUGUGACACAGUGGCGAACCAAGUUUAGGACAGCCAUGAAUAAAGCUGAAAAUGCUUCUAGCACAGUGGCAGUUGACUCCCUUCUGAAUUAUGAGACUGUCAAGUACUUCAACAACGAUCAAUUUGAAGUUGAGAAGUAUGACAAAUAUUUGAAGAAGUAUGAGGAUGCUGCACUGAAAACCCAAAGUAGCCUUGCGUACCUGAACUUUGGACAAAAUAUCAUAUUUAGUGCGGCUUUAUCCACAGCAAUGGUUUUGAGCUCAUAUGGUGUAAUGAGUGGUGCUCUGACCGUUGGUGAUUUGGUCAUGGUUAAUGGCCUUCUGUUCCAACUUUCUUUGCCUCUGAACUUCCUUGGAAGUGUCUACCGAGAAUCUAGGCAAAGCUUGAUUGACAUGAAGUCUAUGUUUCAAUUGCUUGAGGAAAAACCUGGAAUAAAGGAUGAGCCACAUGCACAGCCUUUGCAGUUCAAGGGAGGACGCAUUGAAUUUGAGAAUGUUCAUUUUGGGUAUGUGCCAGAAAGGAAGAUUCUUGAUGGUGCCUCAUUCACUGUACCUGCAGGAAGAAGUGCUGCAAUCGUUGGAACUAGUGGCAGUGGAAAGUCAACCAUACUCAGGCUUCUUUUCAGAUUUUUUGACUCUUCUUCAGGAUCUAUUCGAAUAGAUGGGCAAGAUAUCAAAGAAGUGACGUUGGAGAGUCUCCGGAAGUGUCUUGGUGUUGUACCACAAGACACGGUACUUUUUAAUGAUACAAUUAAGCAUAAUGUGCAAUACGGGCGGUUAUCAGCAAAAGAUGAGGAGGUAUAUGAUGCUGCCCGGCGGGCUGCUGUCCAUGAUACAAUUAUGAACUUUCCUGAAAAGUACAACACAGUUGUAGGAGAGCGAGGAUUAAAGUUAAGCGGUGGGGAGAAACAACGAGUGUCAAUUGCUCGUGUAUUCUUGAAGGAACCUUCCAUUCUAUUAUGUGAUGAAGCUACAAGUGCACUUGAUAGCACUACAGAAGCGUCAAUUUUGAAUUCUCUGAAGACCUUUUCUGUUAAAUGUACCUCUAUCUUUAUUGCUCAUCGACUCACAACUGCAAUGCAAUGCGACGAGAUCAUCGUUUUGGAGAAUGGGAAGGUAGUAGAACAAGGACCACAUGAUUUUCUUCUGUCAAAGGGUGGGCGAUAUUCAGAAUUGUGGUCACAGCAGAAUAACAGUGACGCCACAGAUGCUGCUUCGGUUAAACUAUAGUUUUCAUAAACUAUACAUUUUGCCUUUAUGCAAGGGAAAAUGUAACCAAAUGAAAGAAGGUUUUCUUUACCUGCCUUUAAAUUGAGUGUUUAGGCAUUUAGAUAUUGGUUGGGGAACAUAAAUUUACAGGAGGAAAAGAACUUGUUUCAAAGAGAGCCAGGAGGCAAAAUUUUCCACGUUAGGAAUUAUCUAACAGCCCACCAUGUUUCCAUGUUGAUAUAAACAUUCUUAUUUACUAGUAUAUAGAAUAAUCCCUGUAAAUAUUUUGUUUCCACUAAAAGUCUUAUGACUGUCGCAGGUUGCACAAUAUGUACCCCUUUCAUGUAUAGUGCAUACCGUCAUGCUCCCAUGAUCUGAUCAAGGACUGUGGUAGGUGAUAUAAUUUUUUCCUACUUUUGGUAUUGAGUGAUCACAAAUACUGCUCCUUUGUGCAUGUUUGUUUUGUAAAGUUGUAUGUGUAAUUUGAAAGGGAUCAAAACAUGUUUUAUGUAAAUAUUUUGGUUGUCUCACUGUUAAGAAGGUAAGAAUGGAUGCU